CAAAGGUUUCAUCGAUGGAAUGGCCUAGAUGCAGUGUCACGGUGAAAGGGGCAGUUUCAAAAUAAAUAAAUCAGCGAAAAUUUUCAAGCAGCAACAUUCACUUUCAGUGAGAGCUGGCAAGACGUUGAAACUAUACACAGAAGAGAAAAUCUACUAUGGCUGUUUCUGUCAAGGCAUACUUGAACUUUGAGCAUCCAAAUCAAGAGAUUCGAAGAUUUUCGAUCUCGGAAGAUGUUAGCAGCAGCUUUGAAUAUUUGACACAGAAAAUUCGCCAUGUGUAUCCAUCACUGUUAAGAAAAGACUUCACAUUGUACUGGAGAGACGAAGAUCAAGAGUUUGUGGCAUUUUCCAGUGACGAAGAGCUUGUGAUUGCUCUUGGGAGCUCUCGUGAAGAUGGUAGCUUCAAGGUUUUCAUCGAAGAAAAGGUUAAAGGAGAUUCAACUGACGGUUUGACUGGGGAUGCAAAAACAAAGCAUCCUGGUGUCAUUUGUGAUGUUUGUGAUAAGGAGAUAGUUGGAACUCGUUUUAAAUGCUUGUCAUGCCCAGACUAUGACCUUUGCAGUGGCUGUGAGGGUAAAGGAUUCCAUCCAGAGCAUGAAAUGCUACGUAUACGAACACCACAAAGACACCCUUGGCAAGGAUUUUGGCACAUGAUGUUUGCCCCUCGAGGUGGUCACCCUAGAGGCAGAGGCUGUCAUAGCCGAGGAAGGCCAGACCCAAGGCCAUAUUGUCAUCCACCUCCACAUCAUUUUGGUCCUCGAGGAAGUGGUGGCUGCAGACGUGGUUUUGGAGGUCCAUUUGGUCCCCCAUUUGGUACAUUCCCUGAAUGCCCUAAAAAGGCCAAGGGUGAACAGAAAGCAAGUGAAGCAAGCCAACAAGAGCCUGCUGACAAUGGCCAAAACCAAGGCUACCCUUCCUUUCAGGAAGUCUUUGAUGAUGUGUCACAAGUAGUGAGACAGUUCAUGGAUCCAGAAAAUUAUGCAACAUGGGAUCGUGAGCAACCACCUUGUGACCCUGAAAAAUCAGCUGAAAAGGAGACUGCAGAAGGCAAGGAACAGCCAGGGGAAAGUGAAAAGGAGACUGCAGAAGGCAAGGAACAGCCAGGGGAAAGUGAUGAAGAGAAGAAAGAUGCAGAUGAUACUCCAAUGCAAACUGAAUCAUUUGUUGUUUUGAACAAAGAGAGUGAUGCAGAAAAAGAAGCAGAUAAACAAAAAAGUGAAGAAAAUGUGUCCCAAAGACGUGCUGAAGUAGAAGAGUUUGAAAGAAGGCUCAAUGAAGCUAUUUCUCAGAUGGAAACAAUGGGAUUUAACAAUGAAAAUGGAUGGCUUGGACAAUUGCUCAUUGCCAAAGAUUUUGAUAUUGGAAGAGUUAUUGAUACAUUGCAGUCAAAACAGAACUAAUGGGCAUUGGACCCUCAAAUUAUUUGCAUGCCUACUAUUAUUAUAACAGACAAAUUAUAUAUGCUUAAAAUUACAUAACAAAAAAGAUUGAGUAUCUGUUGAUGUAGCACUUGUAAGUUGAUGUUAUCUUGAGAGAUGUAAAAGUCUUGAUAGAAUAAAACGUAAUGUACUUAGAUAUUUGUUUUUGAUCACUAGUUUGAAAAUUUGCAACAUUGUUAAAAAAAUUUUUUUUUGAGUUUUCAU
Molecule: messenger RNA, 1643 nt
Organism: Rhopilema esculentum
Lineage: Eukaryota; Metazoa; Cnidaria; Scyphozoa; Rhizostomeae; Rhizostomatidae
Biological process (GO): endosome organization; mitophagy; aggrephagy
Cellular component (GO): amphisome; aggresome
Molecular function (GO): K63-linked polyubiquitin modification-dependent protein binding; protein kinase C binding; zinc ion binding
Source: RefSeq, a predicted model, not a curated record